Molecule: messenger RNA, 1040 nt
Organism: Saimiri boliviensis boliviensis (Bolivian squirrel monkey)
Lineage: Eukaryota; Metazoa; Chordata; Mammalia; Primates; Cebidae
Product: olfactory receptor 6M1
Biological process (GO): G protein-coupled receptor signaling pathway
Cellular component (GO): membrane
Molecular function (GO): olfactory receptor activity; G protein-coupled receptor activity
Source: RefSeq, a predicted model, not a curated record
AGGGAAACCCUGCCUACCAUGUAGUGGUCAACAUGGGAAACUGGAGCACUGUGACUGAAUUCACACUAAUUGCCUUCCCAGCUCUCCUGGACAUUCGAAUAUCUCUCUUCUUGGUUCUUGUGUUAAUUUACACGUUAACAACAACAGGAAACAUCAUCAUCAUCUCCCUGAUACGAAUUGAUCAUCGUCUGCAAACUCCAAUGUACUUUUUCCUCAGUAAUUUGUCCUUUCUGGAUAUCUUAUAUACCACUGUCACUACCCCAAAGUUGUUAGCCUGCCUCCUAGGAGAAAAGAAAACCAUAUCUUUUGCUGGUUGUAUGACCCAGGCAUAUUUCUACUUCUUUCUGGGGACAGCGGAGUUUAUCCUCUUGGCGGUGAUGUCCUUUGACCGUUACGUGGCCAUCUGUGACCCACUGCGCUACACCGUCAUCAUGAACAGCAGGACCUGUUUCCUGCUGGUUCUGGGAUGCUGGGUGGGAGCCUUCCUGUCUGUGUUGGUUCCAACCAUGGUGGUGACACGGCUACCUUACUGUAGGAAAGAAAUUAAUCAUUUUUUCUGUGACAUUGCCCCUCUUCUACAGGUGGCCUGUAUAAACACUCACCUCAUUGAGAAGAUAAACCUUCUCCUCUCUGCCCUUGUCAUCCUGAGCUCCCUGGGAUUCACCUCUGGGUCCUAUGUGUACAUACUUUCCACCAUUCUGAGUAUCCCCUCCACCCAGGGCCGUCAGAAAGCUUUUUCUACCUGCGCUUCUCACAUCACUGUUGUCUCCAUUGCCUAUGGGAGCAACAUCUUUGUGUAUGUGAGACCCAAUCAGAACUCCUCACUGGAUUAUGACAAGGUUGCUGCUGUUCUCAUCACAGUGGUGACCCCUCUCCUGAACCCUUUUAUCUACAGCUUGAGGAAUGAGAAGGUAAAGGAAGUGUUGAGAGAGACAGUGAACAGAAUCAUGACCUUGAUACUAAGGAAAACUUGACACUACUAUAUACUACAUAUGUCAUAUAGGUUUUUUUUUUUAAUUUAUUUUGUUAAGUUCCAGAGU